AUGGCCCGGAUGAACCGGCCGGCCCCCGUGGAGGUGAGUUACAAGAGGAUGCGUUUCCUGAUCACGCACAACCCCACCAAUGCCACGCUCAGCACCUUCAUUGAGGACCUGAAGAAGUACGGGGCCACCACCGUGGUGCGGGUGUGCGAAGUGACCUACGAUAAGGCCCCUCUGGAGAAGGACGGCAUCACCGUGGUGGACUGGCCAUUUGACGACGGGGCGCCCCCACCUGGCAAAGUGGUGGAGGACUGGCUGAGCCUACUGAAGGCCAAGUUCUGUGAUGACCCUGGCAGCUGUGUGGCCGUUCACUGCGUAGCCGGCCUGGGACGGGCUCCGGUCCUCGUGGCACUGGCUCUCAUCGAGAGUGGAAUGAAGUACGAAGACGCCAUCCAGUUCAUCCGACAAAAGCGGCGUGGAGCCAUCAACAGCAAGCAGCUCACCUACUUGGAAAAAUACCGGCCAAAGCAGAGACUGCGGUUCAAAGAACCUCACACACACAAGACCAAGUGCUGCGUCAUGUAGCCCAGGGCCUCCGAGCAGGGGCUCCACACCCGCUGCCGCCUCACCUCCUCUCCCGGCACCUUGGCACCCCCGUGUCCCCUGGGCCCAGCUCGCCCUGCGUGCCCUCUGCCGUCUCUUCCCGUCUGGUCAUCCCUGUGUCUCCGUCUGCCCGUGUCUACCACUUUGCAGACCUGCCCUUCCCUGUGUCUCUGUGCCCUGCGUCUCUGCGUCUGGGUCCCGGAGCCCCGUCUCUCUCUGCGUCUCUGGGUGUCUCUGCCUCUCCCCGAGUCUGAUGUCUCUCUCUUCCUGGCUCUGUGCCUGCAGCUCUCUCUCUGUCUGAGGCUUAGCUGGGGCACCCCGGCCCGGCCCUCCCACACUGUCCCCUGGGCAGCUUUCCUCUCAGGCUCAUUUGUUAGGGGGCAGGUGUAUUUUUUAGCCACUGGGCCUGACCCCUCCUCCAUCCUGACCUGUUCUUGGCACUUUCAGUUACUGGGUCUGGAGACUGUCAGAUGUCCUGGACACCGAAGGCAAUAAAAUAGGACUCUGUG
Molecule: messenger RNA, 1049 nt
Organism: Panthera uncia (snow leopard)
Lineage: Eukaryota; Metazoa; Chordata; Mammalia; Carnivora; Felidae
Gene: PTP4A3
Product: protein tyrosine phosphatase 4A3
Exons: 5
Coding region: 1-522 (173 amino acids)
Biological process (GO): protein dephosphorylation; endothelial cell migration
Cellular component (GO): nucleus
Molecular function (GO): protein tyrosine phosphatase activity
Source: RefSeq, a predicted model, not a curated record